AUGGGCCCGGGCGAUUCGGUCGUGUGGAUUGUGGUCGGAAUUGUGGCUCUGCUGGCUGUUGACUUCAAUAUCGAAGGAAAAUUGGGAACGCUUUUGGAUUUCAGGUAUUUUCUAGAACCUUUUUUGGGCCGUUAGCUGUAUUGUUGUUCAGAUUACGGACGUCUCACUUCCUGGAACACUCCACAAAAGUUUCCCGUACACUUGACGUCCAGACACCUUUAGAAGAUACACGUCCAGUAGCAAUUGUCACUGGAAGCUCUGAAAAUGUACUCCUCACCCAUAGAUUCAAGAAUCAUUCCGUCUUUCAGGCGCAUUCCACUCACAUGACCCAUAUCCGUGAAAUGUUCGAGUACUCCGGCUACCGUAUUCUCACGAAGAACGAGCUGCUGAACGUGGAUUCGAAAUGGGACGUGAUGUGGCAUCACGAGUACAGUUUCACCCAGGAACCUUACAAAACGAUGAUCGCGAACGCGUCCCCGCGGCAGAUUGUCAAUCAUGUGCCCGGUUCGGGAUACUACACGAGCAAGGUGCAACUCGCCACUUCGGGACUCUCCACGGGCGUUCCCCAGGCAUUUCAGCUGCCCGACGAGAGGGACCAACUGCUCGCGUUUGCGGAAAAGAACCCGAAUGUGCUGUGGGUGCAGAAGGAUAACACGCACCGGAACAUAAAAAUCAAACGUGUCGACGAGAUGGAUUUGAGCAAGAACAACUCGUUCGUGCAAAAGUUCGUAGAGAACCCGCUGCUCAUUGACAACCGAAAGUUCGACGUCGGAAUCUACACGGUCGUCACCUCGCUGCUCCCGCUCCGCGUCUACAUCUACGACGGAGACGUUCUCAUCCGAUUCUGCCCGGAAGACUAUCAUCCGUUCGACGUGGCAAACGUGGACAAGUACGUGGUCGGCGACGACUACACACCCAUUUGGGAGGUUCGCAACUCGUGGUAAAAAGGGAACAGCAGAAAAACGAAAAUUUCAGAUAAAAUCUCUGGAAAACUACUUCAACGUUCAGAAAAUGAGCUCGAGAAGUACGAUUGACGCGUACUUGGGGAAACUGGGAAAGGAUUCGAACAAGAUUUGGCAGCAAAUUCGUAAUAUUAUCGGAGAGGUUUUCCGGACACAACAAGCCAAAAUGCUCGUGAACUUGCACACUCUGAAGCUGAAACCCAAGUAUUUUGAAGUGAGCCGAUUCGAUUUUGUGGUCGACGACGAGCUCAAUGUGUUCCUCAUGGAGGUUCGUUCGGAACGGAACACUUCGCAACCAAGACUUCUUUUCUCAGGCGAACAUGUCUCCGAACCUCUCUUCCGGACAUUUCAAACAAAAUCAGAUAAUGUACGAGAAAGUGCUCAUGAGCAUAUUCUCUCUGCUCGGAAUCUCGAGCCCUCUCACGGAAAAAGCACGCAGCCACCUUGAGUGAGUUUUUCUCCACACAUUUUUGAAUCCGAAUAACCUCAAUCCAGAUCCCGCCCCUCAGAGCAGAAUCCGCUCGUCAGUUCUCGAGACAUCAACCUUCCGCUCAAGUUUUGCGUUGAAAACCGCUGCCAAUCUUGCGAAGAGGCACCGGAAUGUCAGCUGUGCGGACACUGUAUGAGCAAGGAAACUUCGAAAAUUCUGGAAGAUACUUUUCUGGAGCACUUGAAUCGUAGGCAGAUGCGGCGGAUUGAAAUUGAUUACGAGAACCAUCAGCCGCUGACGAAAGAGGAUCACUUGCUGAUUUUGUGGCUCGGGACGAAGUGUCACUUGGACUACACUUGGUGCUGA
This is a messenger RNA of Caenorhabditis sp. 36 PRJEB53466, 1758 nucleotides long. The record is from the annotation of a GenBank genome assembly. NCBI's taxonomy places the organism in Eukaryota, Metazoa, Nematoda, Chromadorea, Rhabditida, Rhabditidae.